Dictyostelium discoideum AX4 is the source of this 615-nucleotide messenger RNA. RefSeq lists its product as hypothetical. Bases 1 to 615 code for a protein of 204 amino acids. The transcript has a single exon. The record is from RefSeq and is a predicted model, not a curated record. NCBI's taxonomy places the organism in Eukaryota, Evosea, Eumycetozoa, Dictyosteliales, Dictyosteliaceae.
AUGAAUCUUAAAUCAGUUACAGUAGUAGAACAUGAUCCAAGAUGGAAAGAAUUAUUUUUAGAAGAGGAAAAACAAAUUAAGGAAGUUAUUUUUAAAGAUUAUAAAUGUAAAAAAUUUAAUGAAUAUGAUGAUACACCAUCAUCAUCAGCAGCACAACCACCACUAUUGACAGUGAAUGUAUUUCAUUGUGGUUCAACAUCAGUGCCAGGAUUAAAAGCAAAACCAGUCAUUGAUAUUUUAUUAGUUGUUAAUGGUGACAUUAGUGAACUAGAUGAAAUGAAUGAAAGAUUCGAAUCAUCUAAUUACCAAAUCAGAGGUGAAAAUGGUAUUGCAGGUAGAAGAUUCUUUACAAAACGUAUACCAAAUCAUAUUUGGGUUAAUAUGCAUGCAUUUCAAUUUGAUAACAUUACAGAUAUUGAAAGACAUUUAACCUUUAGAGAUUAUCUCAUUGCUCAUCCAAUCAUACUUGACCAAUAUGCAAACUUAAAGAGUGAAUUGGCUUCAAAGUUUCCAAACUCAAUCGAUGAUUAUUGGGAAGGAAAAAAUCUUUGGAUAAAGUGCCAUGAAAAAAAAUCUUUAAUCUGGCACUGGGCAAAUAGAUUUAAUAAUAAAUAA